AUGCGUAUCUGUUGCUCAGACUUUGAAAAAUUUGCCAAAUUAAUUCUAACUGAGUUUUUUGUACCUGCCCUAAAAAAUACAAUUUCAUUGUUUUCAGAAACAUCGGCUCUAUCACUUUUAUUCAAUUCAAAAUCUGAACGAUUAAAACUGCAAAAAAUUGACAAGCACAGAUUUAAUUUAAAAAUUAAAACAGAUGGUCAAUAA
Blepharisma stoltei is the source of this 204-nucleotide messenger RNA. The record is from the annotation of a GenBank genome assembly. NCBI's taxonomy places the organism in Eukaryota, Ciliophora, Heterotrichea, Heterotrichida, Blepharismidae.